Molecule: messenger RNA, 699 nt
Organism: Prorocentrum cordatum
Lineage: Eukaryota; Dinophyceae; Prorocentrales; Prorocentraceae
Source: the annotation of a GenBank genome assembly
UAUCCGACGCCAUACCCGACGGCGUACCCGACUGCCUUCCCCACGGCCUACCCGACGCCUUUCCCGACGUCCUUCCCAACGCCCAGCCCGACGCCUAGCCCGACGUAUCCUCCAGGAUGGCCGACGCCACAGCCGACGUUUCCUCCUGGAGCUCCCAUGGCGGGCGCAGCUGGCGGUGUGGCUGCCACUGGCGAUCCCCACCUGGCAAAUGUUCUGGGUCAGAGGUUCGAUUUGAUGAAGCCAGGCAACCACGUUCUGAUCAACAUCCCUCGUGGAAGGCAGAAGAAUGUUAUGCUUCGUGUAGAGGCCGAGGCGAGUCAAUUGGGUGGACAAUGCACUGACAUGUAUUUUCAAGACUUGAACGUGACGGGGUCGUGGGUGGAGGAGAAGCAUGCCGGCGGUCUCCGAUUUCAAGCUCAGGUUGUGUCCGACGAAAGUCCGAAGUGGUUAAUGUUUGGGAAGGUGCAAAUCAAAGUUGCGCAUGGACACACGCAGCAGGGCAUCACUUACUUGAACUUCUACGUCAAGCACCUUGGGCAUGCUGGAUUCGAUGUCGGAGGAUUGCUGGGAGAGGAUGAUCAUCAGGAGGCAGCGACGCCCGCGGAGGAAUGUGUCCACCGUGCAUCGCUUCUUCACGUAUCUGGCCUGAAUGAGCAAAGUGCGCACCUCUUCUCCGUCGCAGAAGCAAGCUUUGCAUGA